UUGGUCAAGGAUAUAACAUCUUAUUUUCUUUGCUGCUUUGAGACGAUAUUACCUAUCUACAUUUAAAAGAGAGCAAGUGACAUAUCAGAUUAUUUUGUGGUGGACAAAUAAGUGAAUUUCGCGCCGCCGGGAAAUACCUAUACUACAUAUUAUAUACGUUAAGGAUAUUUUAUUUCUAUUUUUAAACUUUUUAUUCAAAGUGUUGUCUUGUUGCAAAGUGGUUUUGUGGUUUUGAUAAAAUAUUAAAAAGAAAAUAUUAAGAAUACAAAUUGUGACAUAAGUGUGAUUUGAAGUGAAAAACAAGAAUUUUUUAAAGGAAACAAAUUCUAAGACACCACCAGUUCUUUGCCCUUAGGAUUCUUCAAGGAUGCAGUACAACAGCUUUGGGAUGAUGAUGUGCAAUAGGAAGACUUUGCUCAAGCUGUGCGUCUUCCUUUGCAUGCUUUUCAGUGCAGUUCAACCACAAAAUACUGACGAUGGCACCAUAUCUCCAUGCGAACUGGAAUCGAUAAUCAAUCAGUUGACAAAUCCCAGUCCCGAAUAUCAAUUACACGUCUCUGCCCUACGAAGCCAAUUGAAGAACCUCAUUAAGAGCAGCCAGACCCCGACAACUAAUCAACUGAACCUCGACGACUACGACUUUACGGAGGAUGACAAACGUUCCAUUGCAUCGUUGGCCUCAGUUGGACAAGGCUACAUGAAUCGUCCCUACAUGCCGAAGCGUGGUCUGGCAACCUUGGCCAAGAACGGACAACUCCCGACUCCCGAACCCGACGAAUCAGACCACCAGAACAAUCGAUGGCAGAACAAAAGGUACCUCGGAUCAUUGGUUCGCGGUGGUGGAGUCCGAUACAAUGGCAAACGUAAUAUCGGUGCUCUGGCUAGGGACUAUCAGCUUCCAUCGAAUGGCAAACGGAAUCUUGCCACAAUGGCACGAUUGGGAUUACUUUCACCUGGAAACAUGGCUUACAACCCAAAGCGUAAUUUAGCCUCUUUGGCCAGGUAUAAUUCUGGGUUUCGUGGUGGUGCGGCCGAGAAGCGAAAUCUUGGAGCUCUAAAGGGAUCCCCAGUACAUGGCAACCACCAAAAGAAGGACACCACCGAACAGCAGGAAGCCCUUGCCGAUUUGAUUCAACGCGACAUAAUGGACUACGCCGAACAACCAAAUGAAUUGUAUCCCUCUUAUGAUGAUUACUCAGUCGAUAACAUGGAAAAACGUUUUUUAGCGACAGGACUCAGUCAAUUGGAAUCAAUUGACAGUGAUGAUGAUGCGGCAGAAGUUGAUGAUUCUGCAUCCUCCUCCGAGCAAUCUGUAUCUUCGGCCUCGUCCUCGGCGUCGUCAUCAUCAUCAUCCUUGUCAUCGUCAUCGUCAUCGUCAUCGGCAGCUUCUUCACCAUCACAAUUAUCAUCAUUAUCAUCAACCACAAUGACUGUGCCAAUAUCAACAGAUAAAAGACACAUAGGAGCCUUGGCACGCUCAGGAUGGUUGCCAGCAGGAUUCCGUUCCGUUCGAAGCGGUCGUUUUAGUCGUUCCGGACGAGCCAGGCAAAUAGUCGAGUACUACCCCCAACCAGAGCUUCUUCGACAACCAACCGCAGCCGUUUGUAGACGAUGUUACUUACCCUAUAAGCCAAUUGUGAGUUGGGGUGGCCAUGGAUAUCAAACAACAACAUGGGGCACUCCACCACGCAUAACUCAAUAUAGAAGAAGUUUUCGACAGCCCGCGACAUACAGAUUUUAAAAAAACUCAAUUAAAAAAUCCAAAAAAAAAAUAUCUAAGCAAACCUAUGCAUAUACAUAAAAUAUAUCUUAAACCUAACAACAAAAUAUGAACUGACUUCAGAUGAUAAAUGACAUGAAAAUCAAUAUGAAACAUAAAAAUAUUAAAAAUAUUGUAAAUUAUUUUUAGGAUUAGUUAUUAAGAUUUUAAUUUAGAAAAGAAGCAGAAAAGAAGUAUUAUGGCAAAAAUAUUGAAAUGUUUACAAUUCAUUCGAUCACUAUUAUAUGCAUGUGAGUAUAUAAAAUAUAUGUGUGUUGUAUUAUGUAUAACAAACGGACAAUAAAUUAUAAAAUUAAUAAAAGUUAAAAUAAAACAAUAACAAAAACUAAGAAAAUAUAUCAUGGAACGAACCAUAUCAAGACAAUAAAGUUACAAUUUUUGAAAUUUCUUUAAAGUAGCCAUGACUAAGUUUAUUUUGUUUUUGUUAAUUAAUAGUUUAAUUCUCAUGACAAUAAAUACAUUUUUAA
Molecule: messenger RNA, 2247 nt
Organism: Eupeodes corollae
Lineage: Eukaryota; Metazoa; Arthropoda; Insecta; Diptera; Syrphidae
Gene: Nplp1
Product: neuropeptide-like 1
Exons: 5
Coding region: 368-1741 (457 amino acids)
Source: RefSeq, a predicted model, not a curated record